Molecule: messenger RNA, 1545 nt
Organism: Trichoderma reesei QM6a
Lineage: Eukaryota; Fungi; Ascomycota; Sordariomycetes; Hypocreales; Hypocreaceae
Exons: 4
Source: RefSeq, a predicted model, not a curated record
AAGCUGCCCGGCCUUCUCGAUGCCACGCUCGACCAGCUCAACGAGGGGCUGAGGAGUGGUCACUUUACCAGUGUCCAGCUUACCAGGGCAUAUCUCAAACGCAUAGAGCAAGUCAACGACUUGGUCCACGCCGUCGUCGAGACCAACCCCGAUGCGCUCGACAUUGCCCGCAGCCUCGACGAGGAACGGGCCUCUGGCUCCGUCCGAGGGCCCCUCCACGGAAUCCCCAUCCUCGUCAAGAACAACAUUGCCACAAAGGACAAGCUCAACACAUCAGCCGGCUCCCAUCUCCUCCUCCACGCCACCGUCCCCCAGGACGCCUUCGUCAUCCGCAAGCUCCGCCGCGCAGGCGCCAUCAUCCUGGGAAAAACCAACAUGUCCCAGUGGGCAAACUACCGCGCGCGCGACUACAGCAUCAACGGCUGGUCCUCCCACGGCGGCCAGACGCUCGCCGCAUACAUUGCCAACCAGAACCCCUCGGGAUCCUCGAGCGGCAGCGCCGUGGCGGUCGAUCUGGGGCUCGCGUGGGCGGCGCUGGGGACCGAGACGGACGGGUCGAUUGUGUGUCCGGCGCAGAGGAGCGGCGUCGUGGGCGUCAAGCCGACGGUUGGGCUGACGUCGCGGAGCCUCGUGGUGCCCGUCUCGGAGCAUCAGGACUCGGUCGGGCCAAUCGCCAGGACGGUCAAGGAUGCGGCGUAUCUGCUCCAGGCCAUUGCGGGAGAGGACCCGGACGACGAGUACACGGCUGAGAUGCCGAAGCUACCAAACUACGUGGCUGCGUGCAGAGACAGCCUGCUGGGAGCCUGGAUCGGCGUCCCCUGGAAAGCCAUCAACGAAGGGCUCGAAAAGUACCCGCAUCUUGCCUCGGAAGUCGAGGUCUUCAAGGACGCCGUCCUCUUUAUGGAAAUCGUCGGCGCAUGCGUCGACGAAGACGUCGACUUCAUCUCAACGACGAAAGACGUCCGCGACGCCGAAAAGACCGUCAUGAGAGCCGACUUUCUCGGAAACAUUGCCUCGUACCUGUCCAAGCUCGAGUCCAACCCGAGCGCCAUCCACACCCUCGCCGACAUCCGCGAACAGACGCAGAAACACCCCCUGGAAGCCUAUCCGCAGCGCGACACGGGCCUCUGGGACGACAUUCUCGAGCAUCACAACUGGGACAACACCGACCCGCGGUUCGGCCCGGCAUACGAGCGUCUGCGCGAACUCGGCGGGCCGGGCGGCCUCCCGGGCGUGCUGGAGAAGCACCGGCUGCACGCGGUGGCGAUGCCAACGAGCAUGGCGGCGAUGUGGGCCGCCGUCUCGGGGUCGCCGGUGGUGACGGUGCCGAUGGGCUAUCACGCGGCGACGGAGCCGGUGCACGAGGACGGCGGCGGCGGCGGCAUGGUGGAGACGGGGCCGGGGGUGCCGAUGGGCAUCAGCUUCUUGGGCAGGCGGUGGUCCGAGGCGAAGCUGCUUGGGAUAGCGCAUGAGUUUGACCAGAGGAUGAGGCUGCGAGGGCGGGGGCCGGCGAGGGUGGUUGAGCCGACGGCGGAGAUUUGUUGA